UCUACAAUUCAAUGUGCACAGGCUACUGAAAGGAAAAGGAGAUCACUUAGCUUUAAAAGAGACGCCAUGGCAGCAGAUAGAUUGCCUCUGAUGUCGAGCAACGUUGAUGAUGGCAUAUCUGGCAGUGAAUCUGAAAACGAGCUGUCUAUUCCUAUACCAUAUCUGUAUCAAGAGGAGAAUGUCAGUGAACAAAGAGUUUUACCUCUGCAGGCGGACAAAAAGUAUCAUUUAUUUAUAUCUUAUAAUUCAGAGGAUCGGGGUGAUGCAAACAAAAUCUGUGAGUGUAUGGAACAAAGGUUUCAUAUGAAAUGUAUGAACUUUGAGAGGGAUUUCGUGCCCGGGAAAAAUAUUGACGACAACAUUGCAGACAAUAUGCGCAAAAGUGUUAAAGUUCUUAUAAUUUUGAGUCCAAACUAUGUACAGAGUCACUGGUGCGUGACUGAAGCACGCGAAGCAGCUCAAUUGUCCUUCACGGGUUCAUCCGAUGUUAACGUGAUUCCGUUACUUCUUCGGUCUUUGGGAAAAGAUUUAGAUGUACCUCCCUUUUUGAAGUCCUACGUUUAUAUCGACGCACAAAAAGAGAUUGACGUUCCAGCAAAAAUAUACGAGGCGUAUCUGAAUCCAGAUUGUGUUGAUCCAUUGCAUAAAAAACGUAAUGUGGAAAAUGUUGCCAUUCAAACUUAUAAUGGAGCCUUUCUUUGUCAAAAGUUUGCCUCAAAAGCAAAAUUUUUUGUCCAUGGCAACUCUUACAGAUUUCAUCCACUGGAAGAUCACGAAAAAGAGAAAAUCGCCUCUUUUGACCUGGAUCCUAUGGAGUGCACUCAGCAUUACAACGCCCUUAUCGAUGAUUUAAAUUCAAGAACACUCUUUCGGAAAUACCCACUUUUUGUUUCCAAAUGGCGUUUUCUGUUUUUAUGUGGAAUAAUUCUAAUAAUUGUUUGCAUUUGUGCCGGAUGUGAUUUAAUCUGGUGGGACAAAUAUCAAGGUUUUACAAUUAUCCUGAGUAUCUUUGGGUCUUGUCUUGUCGCUUUGGUUUGCCCGUGUUCACUGUGUUUUAUGUAUAUCUGCAGAAAAAAACUAUCGUCAUCUAUUCACAUCACCGUGAUUCAACUUAAUGUAAAGUUCUACCAGAAAAGUAAAUGUUUGAUCUUCUAUGAUGACAGCAUCGUAUCCAAACCCACUCUGAACAUUUUUAAGUACGAUAUCACUGAAUGCAGAAAUAACAUUUGUCUAAUGCUGAAGAAAAAGAGUCCGACAAUGAGUGAAAAGGAUUUAGAGACAACUGCAGAUAACUUGAUUGAGAGAAAGCUGGAAGAUAUGCAGCAGAGAAAUGGCUUAAUAAACUGGUCUUUUUUACCGGAGAGUGCCAGUAAACGUCAUAGAACCAGGAACGACAGAGCUUGUCUGUGUGAAAUGGUAGAGGAUAACAUCAACAAAGAAAAUAGGGGGAGCAAUAGAGGGACUAUAGAGGUCUAAAUUUAGUUUGAAGAACCUGGAUAAUCUCAUAAUUCUAGUCCGCGCCCAACCAUUAAAGACUGUGCUUGACAUUUUACU
Saccostrea cuccullata (small rock oyster) is the source of this 1554-nucleotide messenger RNA. RefSeq lists its product as uncharacterized. NCBI's taxonomy places the organism in Eukaryota, Metazoa, Mollusca, Bivalvia, Ostreida, Ostreidae. Bases 67 to 1476 code for a protein of 469 amino acids. The record is from RefSeq and is a predicted model, not a curated record. Gene Ontology annotation, biological process: signal transduction. The transcript has 8 exons.